Neogale vison (American mink) is the source of this 3228-nucleotide messenger RNA. RefSeq names its product UDP-N-acetylglucosamine pyrophosphorylase 1 like 1 (gene UAP1L1). Lineage: Eukaryota; Metazoa; Chordata; Mammalia; Carnivora; Mustelidae. The transcript has 9 exons. Gene Ontology annotation, molecular function: UDP-N-acetylglucosamine diphosphorylase activity. The record is from RefSeq and is a predicted model, not a curated record. The coding region runs from base 1 to 1515 and encodes 504 amino acids. Gene Ontology annotation, biological process: UDP-N-acetylglucosamine biosynthetic process.
AUGGCCUCGGAGCGGGAGGUGCGCGCCCGGCUGCAGCGCGCGGGCCAGGAACACCUGCUGCGCUUCUGCGCCGAGCUGCCGCCGGGGCCCCGCGCCGCGCUCCUGGCCGAGCUGGGGGCGCUGGAGCCGGAGGCGCUGCGCGAGCACUGCCGGCGCGCCGCUGCGGCCUGCGCGCACCCCCCGGGGCCGCCGCCCGACCUGGCCGCGCGCCUGCGGCCCCUGCCCCCCGAGUGCGUGGGCAGCGCGAGCCGGUGCGACCCGGAGAUGCGGGGACUCUGGGAGGAGGAAGGUUUCCGCCAGAUCUCCCUGAACAAGGUGGCCGUGCUGCUGCUGGCCGGGGGGCAGGGCACCCGCCUGGGCGUGACCUAUCCCAAAGGCAUGUACGAGGUGGGGCUGCCGAGCCGGAAGACCCUGUAUCAGCUGCAGGCGGAACGGAUUCGGCGGGUGGAGCAGCUUGCUGGCCAGCGCCACGGGACCCGCUGCACCGUCCCCUGGUACAUCAUGACCAGUGAGUUCACACUGGGGCCCACGGCCAAGUUCUUCAGGGAGCAUGACUUCUUCCACCUGGAUCCCAGCAACGUGAUCAUGUUUGAGCAGCACAUGCUGCCUGCAGUGACCUUCGACGGCAAGGCCAUCCUGGAGCAGAAAGACAAAGUUGCCAUGGCCCCAGAUGGCAACGGGGGGCUGUACUGUGCCCUGUCAGACCACCAGAUUCUCGAGGACAUGGAGCGUCGGGGAGUGGAGUUCGUGCACGUGUACUGUGUGGACAACAUCCUCGUGCGGCUGGCUGACCCCGUCUUCAUCGGCUUCUGCGUGCUUCGCGGCGCAGACUGCGGGGCGAAGGUGGUGGAAAAGGCGUACCCAGAGGAGCCGGUGGGUGUGGUGUGCCAGGUGGACGGGGUCCCUCAGGUGGUGGAGUACAGCGAGAUCAGCCCCGAGACUGCGCAGCUGCGCGGGCCCGACGGGAGUCUGCUCUACGGCCUGGGCAACAUCUGCAACCACUUCUUCACGCGAGACUUCCUCCGGAUGGUCAGCAGCGAGUUUGAGCCCUUGCUGAAGCCACACGUGGCUGUGAAGAAGGUCCCAUACGUGGAUGAGGAGGGAAAUCCGGUAAAGCCGAUAAAACCAAACGGGAUAAAGAUGGAGAAGUUUGUGUUUGAUGUGUUCCAGUUUGCUAAGAGCUUUGUGGCCUUUGAGGUGUCCCGGGAGGAGGAGUUCUCUCCACUGAAGAACGCAGCCUCAGCUGCCAGGGACAACCCCGCCACUGCCCGGCGUGCCCUGCUCAUGCAGCAUUACCGCUGGGCCCUGCGGGCAGGGGCCCGCUUCCUGGAUGCUGGCGGGGCCCAGCUCCCGGAACUACCUAGCCCGCCCGGCAGCAGAGAGCCUCCCGCCAUCUGUGAGAUCUCGCCCUUGGUGUCCUAUUCCGGAGAGGGUCUGGAGCCGUACCUACAAGGCCGGGAGUUCCGGUCCCCACUCAUCCUGGAUGAGAACCAGACCAGUGUCCUACAGCCCUGACUCACUCCCAGGACUGCAAACCCCAGGGCCUGAGAGGUGGGGACGCAGGGUUCUCCACCAGGGUGGGGCCUCUCCCCCAUCCUUGGUUCUGUGGAACACAUACCCAAAAGCUGCUGUGGACCGAGGAGGGCUCUUUAGCUGUUCUCUGGCCUGUGGGGUCUGGGUGGGAGACAGAGGUGUGGCAUCCCUGGAGAGAGCAGUGACCCUGUCUCUUUGAGUGGAGACCUGAGGACCAGUGGCAUCUCUAGCGCUAUAUGCAGAUCCACCUCCGAAGGGGCAUCAGACGCUCGAGCUUUUCUGCAGAUGCACAUAUGAGGCAAAGAGAAUGGGACAGUGUCCCUCUAUCCCACCUCGAAGGGUGCUACGGCCAAGAAGCUGCCCCCUCCCUCCUCCUCUAGCAGCUGAACCGUGUCAGGGCCCAGCCCCCACCUUCCACCAGCCCCAACCCACACACAGCCGGCACAUCUGAAGCUGGUUCCUCUCAGCUUCCCUUGGACGCCUCGGCUCCCCGGCCACGUGGACGGUGGGUUCGGGCUGCUGAAUUUUACGGGCUUCCCCCACGACCCAGUGGGCCCAACGCCUGCGGCCUCACGAGGCGGUUCUUCAAGCUGAGGUAUAACCGGCCAGGGAGCUCCGUCCCCCGGCCAGCUGGCCAGUAGCUUGCAACAACCUGGGUGCUCAGGCUCCUCCGGGUUCCCGGCAGGAGGCACAGCCUCCGCUUCUGUGCCCGCGGCCCCGCACCGCACCCCAGCACCCUGACGGAGGCCGGGGCAAACCCACAGGCCCUGGCCCUGAGCGCCUGCCUGGCCUUGCUGCUCCGGGACCCGGGUCCGCUUUCCUUCUCCAGAGAGCAACACAGGGGCCACACGCUCCCCACUGAGGUGGAGGGCAGCAUGCACUGCAGCCGGCCCCAGCCCUUGGUGCGCUCCGCCCGCCCCCGCCAGGGCAGCCCACACCCCUGCCCAAGCUGUGCUUUCCCCAGGGGGAGGACGUUCUCCGGCCGGAGGGGUUCAGAUGCAGCAGACUCCUCCAGCGGCUUGCCGGCUGGUAGACCUGUCCAGGCACCCCACCUGGGCACGAGGGCAGGGCCACGCCCAAAGCCCAGAGAAGGACUUUGCUUCCCCCCAGGCUCUGCCGGUCCUCCGCAAACCUCAGAAUUGAAGCGUGUGCCUCAGGAGCCUUCUCUCAGCUGCUCCACGGGCAAGCAAGGGGCCCGGACAGAGGAAGGCCCGCCAGGUCAGGGGUCCUGCCCACAGCUGCAGCUCCUCCCCCCCGCAGCUGAACGGCCCUGCCGCCUCUUUCCUACACCAGCUGGAAACACUACUGCGGAACAGCUCGCUUUGAAGGGCGCGGUGUAUUUUAAAUUCCUUACACCUUCACAUCCCGUUUCAAACGCCGCACGGAGGUGGGCGGGGCCGGGGCAGCCGCCCUGGCGCAGCGGGACUCGCAGCUCACAGGCUCGGGGGCGCCACCGGACCAGGAACGCGGGGAGGGCCGCGUCCCCGUGCCCACUGCGCACCCAGGAGGCAGGACGGGCCCUCCCCACCAUGCUGUCCCUCAGGCUACCUUUAGAGCCUCGAAUCCCAGACCACCCGUCACGCCGCUGACUUCUCCACAGACUGCCGGACUCCCGGGUGUCCCCCGGGUGGGGGCGGGGAGGAGGGCGCCUUUCCAAUAAAGUCGGGACGCGCUGAAGCGUCCCCGGCCCGGCGA